AUGGAAGCCGUGACUUCGUUUCAGCGGGGCCUGCCGCCCGACGUGCAUGUAUUUCUUGCCCAAAGCCCUCCUGUCCUAGCCGUCCAUGUGCCCGCGCAACAGCACUCGAUCUUUCUCGUCAAGAUGGCGUUUGCAUCGCUGCAUGCGAUCGUCGACCCAUGGUACCGCGAAUACGGCACGACCCGACUGUCGAAGAUGAUUGCGUGUGCGCCCCAGUUGCUUGAAAUAUUUCUUGCGGACGCCAUUUACUUUGGAGAAGUGUCGGUCGUCACGCUCUUGCUCCGCUUCGCCAAGACGACCCCGCUUCCGCUGGACGAGGUCGCACUCACGAUGGCUGUCACGAAUGGCCAAGUGGAAAUGUUCCAGAUGCUGCAGCAGCACGGGUACACCACGUGCUCGCACGACGCCUGGACGUGGGCGUCCCAUGGCGGCCACCUGCACAUGGUACAAUACUUGCACGAGCGUUGCCUCGAACGGGGGUCGGCUACAGCGAUGGACAUGGCUGCACGGAAUGGCCAUCUGGAUGUCGUGCAAUGGCUGGAUGCAUUUCGCUCGGAGGGGGCAUCUGUCCGUGCGAUGGAUCUUGCUGCAGCGCAAGGCCAGCUACACAUACUCGAAUGGCUUCAGCAUCACCGAUCCGAAGGGUGUUCGAAGCUCGCAAUGGACUUGGCAGCACGGAAUGGCCACUUGGAUGUGUUGAAGUGGCUCCAUGUGCAUACGGACGAGGGCUGCUCGACGGGAGCGAUGAAUGGCGCUGCUGGAUUCGGUCGGUUGGCCGUGCUGAAGUGGCUCCGUACGAAUCGAGACGAAGGCUGCACAACGAAAGCAAUUCGAGCAGCCGCCAAGUAUGGUCACUUGAAAGUGGUCAAAUGGCUGCACCGCGUAAUGGGCCCCAAGUGCACGACAAAAGCGCUCGCGUUGGCCAAGAGCGGCGACCACUGGGACGUGGCCGCGUAUGUUCAACGCAACUUGUACCACAACACUGCGGGGAGAUGGUGA
Molecule: messenger RNA, 999 nt
Organism: Aphanomyces invadans
Lineage: Eukaryota; Oomycota; Saprolegniomycetes; Saprolegniales; Verrucalvaceae
Exons: 1
Coding region: 1-999 (332 amino acids)
Molecular function (GO): protein binding
Source: RefSeq, a predicted model, not a curated record